CAAAAAUCACCACCAUUAACAUAACACACGCGUGCGCCGCGUUCGGCCGUCGAAAUCGUACCGGGAGCGAUUCUGACGGAUACGCAACGCUUGGUGCAAGUGUUGGCGUGCACACAGCAAGGACACCAUUAUAGGGUUGGUGCUCAGCCUGUCAGAAAUCGACAUCGUGCCAUAAGACUCCAGUACAGAUGCCCUUACAGAGAUAUCCCACUGACGGCAGAUCGACGUCGGCGUAGGUUGGCAUGAGCCCGCGAAUACCGUGACUGGAUGCAGAGGAUGUGGAAUCAAUAACAAGUGUUAUUCUCAGAUGAACAACGUUUCUGUGUAAGCAAUUGUGGGGGAAGAGUUCGACUUCACCGUCGUUGCGUCGAACGAUUCUUCGACUGGAAGCCUGUAAAAGGAUUAAUGGAAUUUGGAUAUUUGACGUGUGAUGAUCCCGUGAAAAACCUGCGACACUCGAGUUACAUUGAAUUUUGAUACCAAUGUUUCUUUGCUCCACCGAAGACUGGCCAAAAACGGCUGCUCCGCACUCGAACUUAUUCCUGCCGUUUCUAUUUCCGAAGGGACUAAACAGCUGAGCAAUCUCAGCUCAAGAAAAAACAAAAAACAAAAAUACCAAAACACAGACAUUCAGGGAAACACGGAUUAACGUGAUGGCUGACGACUUGGCCGCGGGUACAACAGCGGUAUCCUACCAAUCAGAAUACGUGUCACCUUCAGUUCCUGCACUUCUGUCGCUCUUAGGAUCCCUCGGUUUUGUAGGUAACGUCUGCAUGGUGCAUGCCAUCGCCGCUCACAGGAAAAUGCGCACCGUGCCCAACCUGCUGAUUCUCAACAUAGCAGUAGCGUGCCAAGUUUACCUGCUGCUGCCCGUGCCUUUCUACGUUGGCCGCCUCUUCAACAGUCUCUGGGAUGUGCCCAAUGGGCUGUGUAAGUUUGAGGCUUAUCUUGCCGCCGUGGCCGGGUACGUCAGCGUCUUUGCGCUGACCGUCCUGAGCUGGGACCGCCACGAAGUGCUCUCCCUUCCUAAGGAGGCGCGCCAUAAAGAGACCAGCUACGCGAUGGCGUCCUCCCAGGCGAUGGCCAUGUGGCUUGGGGCCGCAGUACUCGCUCUCCCCUCCCUGGUAUUCGGCAAGGUGGACUUCAUCGCCGGAGUUUGCCGGUUCUCGACAAAGCCUGACGAAACGUCCAUCAAGCAGGGCUUUGAGAUUCUCAGGUUCCUGAUCGGCUACGCUUUCCCCCUUAUCAUCAUGGCCUCCUACUACCUGAAAAUUGCCGUCAACGUUUACUGCGGCACCGACGCAAAGAGGUUCCCUGACCCAAGUGAUGCCACGGUCAGUCUGGUUCGGGACCGUGAGCGCCUGACCGUAACUGCACUGAUUGUGAGCGUUUUCUUCACCGUGUGUUGGCUGCCCUACUUCUCUUACUUCAUGCUGCUCGCUUACUUCGCGCAGUGGUCCCAGGCGCUCCGUGACGCCGCCUUGAUUAUGCCAAUCGUCAACAUGUGCCUGACGUCCUGGCUCGUAUUCGCUGUCAGCUCCCGCCACCGGGAGUGCCUGUGUAGUGGUUGGCGGUCAUCAAAGGACUGAUACACUUACGACGCGCGCGAGGAAGACAUCGACCUUGUUACGGAGUCAGAGAGUAACUGGUAAUGCAAUAUCACGUUAAAUCCGCCUACGGACUAAUCGCGUGGCCAUUUCGUCAAAGUUUCAACUGAGUAACAUAAUUAUUAUAUUAUAAUUAUUCAGUCAAUUUCUUUGUUCAUCUUUAUAAUUGAUUUGUAAGCACCAAGUCAGUUUCCCUAUAUAGUUUGUUUCAAGAUCUGUGCUCAAAAAGCGGGAUCCUCCUCAAGUGAUUCCUGUUCACCACUUCCCAGGUUGCAUCGUGUAAUUGGGGUGUGUUCCCUGGCUACAAGGUGUUUCGGUAUUAUGGCUUCUGACUAGCGCCCCCCCCC
This is a messenger RNA of Acanthaster planci (crown-of-thorns starfish), 1954 nucleotides long. Its product is annotated as neuropeptide CCHamide-1 receptor-like. Gene Ontology annotation, cellular component: plasma membrane. Gene Ontology annotation, molecular function: neuropeptide receptor activity. The record is from RefSeq and is a predicted model, not a curated record. Lineage: Eukaryota; Metazoa; Echinodermata; Asteroidea; Valvatida; Acanthasteridae. Gene Ontology annotation, biological process: G protein-coupled receptor signaling pathway.